AUGGUGACGUUUAAGUUGGUGGUGCAGGACACAGCCGACUCAACGCCACCUAGUUUCACAACCACCACUGAAAUCAUCAUCAACAUCAAUGACAUAGACAACCGGCCUCCCUGGUUCCAGCCCUGUAAACUUGACGUCACUGGGCACAUCAAAAUCUGCCUCGGCGAGGGGUACCACGGCAAGGUUACCCUAACAGAACAAACCGCGGGUAUUCUGCCUCUGGAGCCAAGUCCCAUGUAUGCAGUGGAUGGGGAUAAAGACGUCAACGCUGAAAUUUCCUACAAGAUCUUGAGUGGAAAUGUCAACGACAUAUUUUACAUUGGAGGAGACUCAGGAAAUAUCACCAUGCUGAAACCUGCUGAUGUGGCCGGUCCCAUUGUUCUGAAUAUCAUGCUGCAGGAAAAGUGCCGUGAACAAAAUCAGCCUCUAUACAUGGUCUUCAUAGACCUCAAGAAAGCCUUUGACUCUGUCAACCGCCAGACUCUGUGGCUGGUCCUGACAAAAAAUGUCUGCCCUGAUAAAUAUGUUCAAGUCUUGCGACUACUCCAUGACAACAUGUCUGCCACUGUACUGACCGGCUUUGGAGAUGACACAGAUCCCUUCCAUGUUGACACAGGAGUCAAACAGGGAUGUGUUAUUGCGCCAUCCCUGUUCUCCAUCUUCAUCGCCGGCAUCCUCCAUCUUACAGAGAAUCAGCUGCCACAGGAAGUCAAAAUCAUGUACAGGUCUGAUGAACUCCUCAACAUAAACAGAUUCAGGGCCAAAGGUCAAACCACCACCGCAUGCGUCACAGAGCUGCAGUACGCAGAUGACAAUGCUAUUGUAGCCCUCUCAGAAGAGGACCUGCAGUACACAUUGAAUGCCUUUGCUUAUCAGACGGACAAUGCGGACCAGUUUGCUACAACCACGGUGACCUUUCAGGUGAUGGAAAAGAGUGCAACCCCCCCGAGGUUUGAAAAGGAUGUCUAUGAGGGCCAUAUCUCGCUGGACGCCGGGGUGGGCAGCCUGGUUCUGGAGGGGAAGGACUCCACCAAACCGCUAUUGGUGCAGGCUAUAGACGAGGACUAUGCUGAUGGCAUUAACCCGAAUGUGGAGUAUGAGCUGGAGGGCAGCACUGAAUUCAGUAUCACCCAGCAGGGCUUCAUCAUCAUGGCCACCAAGGCUCCCCCAGGCCCUGUGUCCUUCAAGGUGCGUGCUAUGGACACAGCCAGUGGCGACGAGGUUGUGACUUCUGUGGAUGUCGAGGUCGCACCAGAGACUCCUACUACCACAGCCAUGCCGUCGACAACCGCAGACAUGUCCACUGCCACCACAGAGGUUGUGACCAGCUCGGCGGCCAUGACUGAUAGUAGCCUAACGUCAGCCGCUCCUACACAAGAGGGUGCGAAGAUUGGGGUGUACAGCGUGGAGGACAUGGCUGCGGUGGGGGCCACUCUGGGGGUGCUGCUGCUCAUCUGCAUCGCCCUCAUCGCCGUCAUGGCCGUGCACGUCAAGGGCCACAGCUCACACCACAAGAAGAUCAAGGAGAUCAGCCACUUCCACAGCAAUCUUGCUAGUGCGUCUGCAGGCAUGAAGGAAGGUGUGCAGUAUAGCAACGAGGGCUUCCAGUACGACGGUGAUGACGGUGCGAGCUCGGCCUCGGGCGGCUCCAGACUCUCGGUAGAGUCGGUGGAGAUGGACCAGCGGCCCGCCAGGGCACGAGCUGGAGCGGGUGCGGGCGGCGACCCUCAUUACGAGACGGUGGUGGGCGACGCAGCCAGUCUGGCGGAGAGCGGCCGCAGCGGUGACACGGAGGGUAAGGAAGUGAAGCCCAUCCUCACCAAAGAGCGGCGCGACGACGAGAAGGAAGGCUACAAGGCCGUCUGGUUUAAGCAGGACAUCGACCCCAACACCAAGGGAGAAGAAGUCACCAUCAUCCCCGACCGGACUGAGCAAGACGAGGACGACGAUAACGAUGACGAUCGUGAGGAAGAUGACGAAUCUCUGGAUGGGGAACCUAGCUUCCCACGGAGCACUGGUACCAACCUGGAUGCUAACUCAGAUGAUGAUGAUGAUGAUGAUUAUCAUCCACAAACAUCAGAUUUGUAAAUUCGGAUGAGACAAAACAGAGACUACAUAGAGAUCAUACAAUCACAUGAAUGAGGCGUCCAAUAGAUGCAGCCGAUGGUGGCUCUGCAAUUUCAUGGUUGCUGUGGAUAUGGCCAGUGCUUUAGAUGGCAGAAAAUAAAUGCUGGCACCUACAUAAAAAAGUAGGAAAUACACAGGCUUUGAAAAAAGUCCUGAUACUCAAGAGGCCAAAAUUGCCCAAAAGUGCUGGUGCGUCCACUUAAAGCACUGGGUAUGGCCAUAGAUGCACCCGCCCAGUGCAUUACUCUUCCUUUUGCUUCUGCACUCUUGUAAAUAUGUACAUCACACAUUUGUAACAUUGUAAUGGUGAUGCAGGUAGGGUUAAUUAUUAUCCUCUAUUAUUAAUGUAUUGUUAAUUAUUAGAGACAUAUGCAACAUUUCUGAAUAUACAAAAAAUGUGUGAAUGAAUGUUCAUGGACUGCUUACUGUAAGCUGAUGUCCCAUCAUUGAGCAUUUCAUUAUCAGGAUUUUAUAAAUGGUUUUAUCCACCUGCUGAGUUCAUAAUUAUAUGAUCUAAUUAGAAUGAGCUGCUUCGUUGAAUACAGCUAAUGAAUAUUAUAGAAGAGCACAAGUAACCUAUGUGCUGAUAGAGUUUUAUUGUCUGUUGUUGAAACCCAACACAAACUCACAUGCUUCCAAAGUUCACCUUGAGGGGACUACACUUAUAACCCAGCAAACAAAUUCUGUGAUAAUAAAGCACCUCAGUGUGACAAAG
Engraulis encrasicolus (European anchovy) is the source of this 2842-nucleotide messenger RNA. RefSeq names its product cadherin-related family member 5b (gene cdhr5b). The transcript is spliced from 11 exons. The record is from RefSeq and is a predicted model, not a curated record. Lineage: Eukaryota; Metazoa; Chordata; Actinopteri; Clupeiformes; Engraulidae. Gene Ontology annotation, molecular function: calcium ion binding. Bases 1 to 2088 code for a protein of 695 amino acids. Gene Ontology annotation, cellular component: membrane.